Messenger RNA from Drosophila innubila, 1288 nucleotides. Its product is annotated as BTB/POZ domain-containing protein KCTD9. The coding region runs from base 133 to 1125 and encodes 330 amino acids. NCBI's taxonomy places the organism in Eukaryota, Metazoa, Arthropoda, Insecta, Diptera, Drosophilidae. The transcript is spliced from 3 exons. Gene Ontology annotation, molecular function: protein binding. Gene Ontology annotation, biological process: protein homooligomerization. The record is from RefSeq and is a predicted model, not a curated record.
GUCGAUUGCUCAAAAUGGUGUUGCCACAUCAAUCCAUUUUGCCGUUCGCACAAACAAAAACUGAGGAAAUCGCAGCAACAAAAAAAAAAGGAAAAAAGGAAUCACAACAAAACAAAUAAGAAAAUUAACUCAAUGGAAAGCGAUGGAAGCGCAGAAAAUGCAUCUAAUGUUGUUGCACUAUGUGAAACGCCCAGCGUAAACACUUUUCCAUCAAAUAAAUGGAUAAAACUGAAUGUCGGUGGGAAAAUUUAUACAACAACAAUUGAUACACUAGUUGGCCGUGAACCGGAUUCAAUGUUGGCGAGGAUGUUUCUCCAGGACGGUGGCAUGAUGCCCAGCGAGAAGGACGAACAGGGCGCCUACUUGAUAGAUAGGAGUGCCCGCUACUUUGAGCCGAUUAUUAAUUAUCUGCGUCAUGGGGAGUUCGUAUGUGAGAGUAACAUUAGCUUAAAGGGCGUUCUGGAGGAGGCGCGUUUCUUUGGAAUCUACUCGCUGGUCUCUCACCUGGAGGAGAAGCUGAGCGAGCAGGAGCAGCUGCUGGACGACAGACCCUUGACACGCAUGGAGGUGAUUAAAGCAAUCAUUCAGACAUCUGCAAUUACGGAGCUGCGCUUCCAGGGCAUUAAUCUAUCUGGCGCUGAUCUUCGCAAACUGGAUUUCCGUAAUAUCAACUUUAAGUAUGCUAAUAUGUCGCGUUGCAAUUUAUCCCACACAAAUCUGAAUUACUGCUGCCUGGAGCGAGCAGAUCUUCAAUAUGCCAAUUUGGAAUGCGCACAGUUGGUUUCAGUGCGCGGUUUAUGUGCAAAUAUGGAAGGUGCCAAUUUGCGUGGCUGCAACUUCGAGGAUCCCACAGGGGUGCGCACCAAUCUGGAGGGCGUAAAUCUGAAGGGAGCCUGCCUGGAGAGCAGUAACAUGGCAGGUGUUAAUUUGCGCGUGGCAAAUCUUAAGAAUGCCAAUAUGAAGAAUUGUAAUUUACGUGCCGCAGUUUUGGCUGGAGCCGACUUGGAACGUUGCAAUUUAUCGGGAAGCGAUCUGCAGGAGGCCAAUUUACGUGGUGCCAAUCUAAAGGAUGCCGAGCUGGCAUUGAUGGUUACGCCUUUACAUAUGUCGCAGGCCAUACGUUAAUCUUUAAAUACCUUUUAAGCCAAAGGGGACAUCACAAUGUGCAAUUAUUUUGGGUUUUCUAUUAUGUGAUGCGUAGGUAAAUUGCGGUCUUGACUUAAUAUUUGUAAAUACCUAUUUGUAUAUAAGACCUAGAACGUUAAAUAAAACAGUAUUAAAUACGCUA